AUCCGACCACCCUUUUCAAAUAAAAAUGCCCCCUAUUGUCAAAUAGCACAAUUGCAUCGAGUUUUAGGCCAAAUUGAAGCACAUGGUAAAAUGUGGAAAAACCAUGUAAGAAAUUGCCAUGGAAACGAGACAACCAUUAGUUAGCUCGCAUCCUUACAUCAGUGUGUGCUGGGAAUACUUGCCGUUAGGCAUAGCCAAGAAUUUAACAAAGACCAAUGCUUCUAUUCGAAAGACAAUCAAUGAUCGGUAGGAGAUUUUUUGCCUGCUCAGCCUAUCGAGAUCGGAAGCUAUGCCCUGCAUACGUUUUGGAAUCAGUGUGGGAAAAUGACAAAAGCAAGGGACAGAAAAUGGCAAAGCAGUCAACUACUCAACUACUUCUGAGGUCGCGUGAGCUAAACCAGAUCAGAGAGAAUAUCCUGAUGAGGCAUGAUCUAAAAAUGAAAGAUAGAGGCUUUUGUCAUUCUUGUGGAGAAAUUUUUGUGACCAUGGGACAACAUGUAAAUCAUAAAGUCACUGCAGCAGUUGGUGAUAAUUUACUAGAUGAACCCUCUAAGAUUUUAGAUCCCUUAGAUCAUUCCAAAAAAGAAGCACAAUAUUUCUUCUCUGAGGAUUCCAUAAAUGUUAUAUUGGGGCUCCUUCAAGAUGCAAAAGUUAGCCAUGUCCUUUGCAUUUCCUGUCCAACUAUCUUUAAAAAAUUAAAAAGGGACAGCUCUAAGAAAUGCUUGAUGCUUGAUCUGGACGUUAGAUUUCGCCAAUUUUACAGUCCGCAAGAAUAUCUGUUAUACAACAUGUUCAACCAUCACUUUUUUGAUGGGUCUCAAAGUGUUUCAGUCUAUGAACAGUUUUUGAUAGAAGGCAAAAAUAAUUUGGCUGUAGUUAUGGAUCCCCCAUUUGGAGGUAAAGUGGAAGUUAUUUCACAUACUCUGCAGACAAUCGAUGACGAGUACAAGCAUCUGAAUGGGCAGAACGCUUCGGAUAUUUCAAAAUUCUGGAUAUUUCCCUAUUUUAUGGAGACUCAGAUUGUGUCUAAUCUACCUUCAUUUGCCAUGCUUGACUACAAAGUUGAGUAUACAAACCAUAGCCAGUUUCAAAAAGGACCUCAAGGGAGAAAACAAGGGUCUCCAGUCAGAAAAAUUACUAAUGUCAGCCUUCAAAAACUUAAAUUACCUGCCAGGGAAGGAUAUAAGUAUUGCACCUUCUGCAAAAAAUGGAUAAGUCCUGAGAACAGACAUUGCAUGAUCUGUAAUUCUUGAACAUCUAAGGACGGAAGGACUUACGUGCACUGCGACCAAUGCAAAAGUUGUGAUCCAUAGCCACAAAAAUGCGGUUGGAUCGCAAAUGCGUUUUACUAUACCAAGAUUCCCGGGGAAUGUACUAAACACCAUCCCACGUUGGAAUAAAAUGGUGGACAAAGUUUCCAGUUUUCGAAGCAGUUUCUUCUUUAUUAUUUUUUUACUUUCUUGUUUGUAUUGUAUAGUACUCCGUUUAAAAGUGCCUUAUGUACAAUUCAGUAAUGAAGGAAAUUAUUAUUGCGUGAAAAAACA
Daphnia magna is the source of this 1544-nucleotide messenger RNA. Its product is annotated as rRNA N6-adenosine-methyltransferase ZCCHC4. Lineage: Eukaryota; Metazoa; Arthropoda; Branchiopoda; Diplostraca; Daphniidae. Gene Ontology annotation, biological process: rRNA methylation. Gene Ontology annotation, molecular function: rRNA (adenine-N6-)-methyltransferase activity. Bases 216 to 1253 code for a protein of 345 amino acids. The transcript is spliced from 7 exons. Gene Ontology annotation, cellular component: cytoplasm; nucleolus. The record is from RefSeq and is a predicted model, not a curated record.